This is a messenger RNA of Paramecium pentaurelia, 1245 nucleotides long. The record is from the annotation of a GenBank genome assembly. Lineage: Eukaryota; Ciliophora; Oligohymenophorea; Peniculida; Parameciidae.
AUGUACUCUCAAUUAUAAACAUUAGAUUUAUAUGAAGAUGAUGAUUACUAAAACCUUAUGAUGGAUUGUUAUUAGGAAAAUAAACCUAUUAUCUUGGAGAAUAAGAAGUAGGAAAAAAUGAUGAUUUUGAAAGAAAUAGGAGAAUUUCUUUUAUAUGAAGAUUAUUUACUUAAUUGUUAUUUAAAAUCUAAUAAGCCUACUGUAGAUAAUUUUUUUGACUCUUAAAUUUAGAUAUAUAAAUUAGAUAAACAAAAAUAAACAUUUGAGCCAUUCAAUAGAUAGAAAUUAUCAAUGAAAAAAUGUAUUAUUGUUUGAAAAUCUUUAGAUUUUACAAUCGGUAAUAAUACAUCCUUAAAAAAUAAUGAGUUAGAAAUCAAUGAAAUAGCAUUCAAUGAUGCUCAAGUAGAAUUGAUACAUCUUGAAGUAAAUUAUGAAGAUUUAUUAUUACCAAUAAAUAAUAAAAACAAUAUGAUGGAAUAAUUAAAUAAAAGAAUAAAUGAAAGUGAUUUCAACAUAUCAAGUAAAAUAAAAUAAAAAAUUGUAAGUUAAAGAAUAGCAGAUGAUGAUAAUCAACUAAAAGUUAAAAAUGCAAAAAAAUAAUAUUAGUAAUAUCCUAUGAUAGAUGUAAAUUCUUAUGCUGAAUAUUCAAAAUUGAAAUUAAAUAGAAAAUUUAAAUUAGGUGGUGGAGAUUGGAAUCGUAAUAUCUUAUAAAUUUUAGAAAUUAACAGCUGCUUUGAAAUCUUACCAAAAGAAUAAUCAAAUAUCAAUUAUUAAAUAAGAGGGACUAAUUAUAGUAUUGAAUAUCUUAAAAAUAAUUAAUAAGAAUAAGAAAUAAAGAUGAUUUUAUAAUCUCCAGCUAUCAAACUAAAAAAUGAUUUUGAUGAUUAUCAAUACAUUUUAAUUGCAAAUUAAAAAAAUGAAUUUAGUAUAGGAAGGUCUUCAUCUAAUGAUAUAUAAACUGAGGAUAAAAAUAUCUCUAGAAACCAUUGUUUAAUAAGAUACUUAUAGAAUUAAUAAUUUUUGGGAGAGUGGGAAAUUAUGGAUUUAUAAAGUGCUUAAGGAACUUGGUUGUUAAUGUAAGACGAUUCAUAUUACAAGAUUGAUAAUAUGACUAGAAUAAGAGUUGGAUCAAAUAUAGUAAAAUUAGAGUUUUUGAAUAAAGAAGAGAAUUAAUGUAAUAAUGAAUAAUAAGAAGACGAAAAUGAAAAUGAAGAAGAUUUGACUGAAAGUCUAUUGUAAUUAUGA